GGAAUUUCCUCUGACACAAUCUAGAAGGGGCACACCCAGGGCCGUGUAUAAAAGGGGCUGGGUUACUAGCUCAGACAUCAGACAUCAGAGAAUAAGCGAGCUCUCAAUUCCUCACAAGCAGAGGCAGAAGGAAGAAGGAAACCUCCCCUCUCAUCAUGAACGGCAAAGUCCUUGUUGCUGGGUUGGCUCUUUUCCUGCUCUACGCAGCAGUGGCAGAAGGGAUGAGCCUGUCCCGGAUGGCAAGUGAGCUCCGCUGCCAGUGCAUCAGCACGCACGCUAAGUUCAUCCCCCCCAGGAGCAUUCAGAAUGUGAAGCUGACCCAGAGUGGCCCUCACUGCCAGAACGUCGAAAUCAUUGCUACUCUGAAGGAUGGUAGAGAAGUGUGUUUGGAACCCACCGCUCCAUGGGUGAAGCUGAUCGUUAAGGCAAUUUUGGACAAGGCUGAAGCCAAUGGUGAAACAAUGCUCUAAGAAAAGCCAAAGAAGAAAACACACUGCUGUUCUCCAGUUUCCUCCUGAAGGAAACAUCUCUGUGAAAAUGCUGGCUAGUCUAUAAGCAGCAUGUCUCCAUCUGCUAGCAUCAUCUAUUUAUUUAUUUAUUUAUUGAGAAGCAUCGUUAAAAGACUUUUUAAAAAAUGUCCUAUAGAAUAUGGUACUUUGUAAAGCUGAGAACACUGGAUAGGGAAAAGUGAUUUGCUGAUGAAAUGAAGACUCAUUGGAAAUGACUUAGGCAGGACACAGUUUCAGGCAUGCAAUGCACUUGCAGCGCAGCUUCAUUUAUUCUCAGCCAGGCUCUUUUGCCAUUACAGCAGUACAGUGGCGACACUUAUCCCUCCCCUGCACAGGCAUGUUGAAACAGCUGCACUGAGUCUUGGCUAACCAGAGGCUAGCUCCUGACUGGGGUUUUGUGGUUUCAGAAAUGAAGCUGCCAAAGUACUGUUAUUGGGUGGGCAUUAUUUAUUGUGCUGUAGCACAUUGACUAUUUUAUAGCGGUCUCUACUUAAAAAGUUAAUAUUUGAGACCAAGAACUCAAACGUUAUUUAUUUAAGUUAUUUUGAUUCAUCUGGAUUUUUUAUCUAAUAUGCUAAUUCCUUAUGAAAAUGUAAUAUGUGAAGUUCCAGCUGUUCUGUGAGAGUUUUAUGUUAAUUUAUUUAAUUUUGUUCAAUGAAUGAAAAAA
This is a messenger RNA of Pelodiscus sinensis (Chinese soft-shelled turtle), 1176 nucleotides long. Its product is annotated as interleukin-8. Gene Ontology annotation, molecular function: chemokine activity. Lineage: Eukaryota; Metazoa; Chordata; Testudines; Trionychidae. The record is from RefSeq and is a predicted model, not a curated record. Gene Ontology annotation, biological process: defense response; immune response; chemotaxis. Gene Ontology annotation, cellular component: extracellular region.